AUGAAAUUGUCGGCUCAAGCUAUUCUCAUUCUUCAUGCGAUUGUGACAGUAUCUUUACAACAGCCAACAGUAGGAAGGCAUUCCCGAUCUGUAAGGGAGGAAGCUAUUGAGGAUAUUGAUGGAUCCGGCCUAAAACGACCACUACUUGACAAUGGAGCCUUAAGUGAUGACUUUCCUCAAGAUCAUUCUGAAGUCGUUACGUUACACUCGGAUACACCCAACAUGCAGGAUCCUCUUCUCAUUGAUAUUAAAUAUGUCGCCGAUGAAGAGACACAAGUCGCGUCUCUUCAGGAUGAAAAUCUCUCCACGACUGAAAUCCAUCACCUCAACGUCCCAGGGGAAAAGGGGAUGGGUGAAGCGCUGUCGGUAAGAGAUCCAGGUGUGGCUGUGGAUCGACGGUUCGAACAAGCCCUAGCCCCGGCCAAACCUUCCAUACCUUUGCGAUCGACAAGAGUUAUUACAAUAUUGAUCGCGACAAAGACGAGCACUGACAUCGAUAGCGUAGUUUCACUGUCUUCCUACACAGAAUUUUUGGUCGUCAACGUGUCUCUACCUAUACACGCAAAUGACUUGAUCUCAAGGCUUGUCAAUGCCGCAAAUAAGGCUUCUUACAACGAAAAAUUGGAUAUCGCUCGUCGUCUCACCUCCUUUACUCACGAAUUGAUGUCAAGUAUAGAGGAAAAUCUUGCCAAUGCAAUGCUGAUUUAG
Messenger RNA from Necator americanus (New World hookworm), 708 nucleotides. RefSeq lists its product as uncharacterized. The transcript is spliced from 8 exons. The record is from RefSeq and is a predicted model, not a curated record. Bases 1 to 708 code for a protein of 235 amino acids. NCBI's taxonomy places the organism in Eukaryota, Metazoa, Nematoda, Chromadorea, Rhabditida, Ancylostomatidae.